AUGGCGGCAAGCGCACUGUACAGUGCCCCUGUGUUCGCUCCUCCUCUCUCCCACAAAACCCCUAAACCUAUUCACGCUCUCUGUAUCAAGCCUCCAUCUAUUAGCCUCUCCAGGUCAAGAUUUUGUGCUACAGUGGCAGCACCAAGGCUUUCUCAUCGGGUGUUUAGAGUACAUGGGUUGGUGGGUGAUGAUUCUGGGACUGCCCCAGAACCAGAAUCACCCAAUUCUGCAGCGGGUGCUAGUAUUGACUUGAAUCUUCCAAGAAGAAGUUUGCUUGUACAGUUUACAUGUGGCUCGUGUGGUGAAAGAACAAAAAGGCUUGUAAACCGGCUAGCUUAUGAAAGGGGUGCUGUUUUUGUUCAGGAAGUAACUGGAUUUCAUGCUUCUUCUGAAAAUUUAAUAACUAAAGGAAUGGCCAAUGCAAUGGAUCAUGAAUGGAAACUUGGAGAUGGUGCUGGUGUUGUGUCUGAUUCUGCAGUGGAAUCAGGUGGUGCUGGGGGACUUUUGCGGAUAACUGUAGGUGCUGGAGCUGGAGAUGGGGUUGGUGCUGGCUUUGUAGGUGCAGGUGCUGGUGUUGCCUUUACUGGUACAGGAGCUGGGGGUGUUAUGGCUGGUGCUGGGGCUAUCUUUGGUGGUGGCGAUGGUGGUGAUGUAGCAACUGGUGGCGGUACCGGGGGUGGUGAUGAGGGAACCGACACAGGAGAUGCUUUUGGUGGUUGUGGUGGUGGAGUUUGGGGUGGUGGCGCUUUGGGGCUUGAAGCUGGUGCAACCUUUGGAGCUGGUGGUGUCACAGGAGCUACACUAGGAGGUGGUUGGGAUAUAGUUGGUGGUGUGCUUGUGGCGGGAGGGGAUGCCGCCACCGUUGGUGGUUGUGUUGCCACCGGUGGCGUGUUAGAAGAUGGAGAUGUCGCAGCUGGGGUUGUAGGUGGCAACUGCACCACCGGCGCGGCAGGUGCUUGGGCAUUGGAAGGGAGCUGGAAGCAGAGGCAUACUAACGCCAAUGCCCAGAACACUGCAGCCAUUCACAAGGUUGAAACGUAUGGCGUGGACUAUCUGAGGAAGGAAGGAAGGAAGUAG
Molecule: messenger RNA, 1077 nt
Organism: Sphenostylis stenocarpa
Lineage: Eukaryota; Viridiplantae; Streptophyta; Magnoliopsida; Fabales; Fabaceae
Source: the annotation of a GenBank genome assembly